This is a messenger RNA of Chrysoperla carnea, 492 nucleotides long. RefSeq lists its product as uncharacterized. Lineage: Eukaryota; Metazoa; Arthropoda; Insecta; Neuroptera; Chrysopidae. The transcript is spliced from 3 exons. The record is from RefSeq and is a predicted model, not a curated record. The coding region runs from base 71 to 412 and encodes 113 amino acids.
UCAAAAGCACAAACCAUUUGUGUCAUCAAUUAAAUUAUUAUUGUUACUAAUUUAUUUGAAAAAAAAAAAAAUGGCGGCACAAUUCAUAAUUAUGCCAAUAGUGUUUUUAAUUGUCUUUUUAAUUGUGUUUGGAAUUGGUUUGUGGGGAAUACGAAGGCAACAAUUACAACAAAAAGCUCUUCUAGAACAAGGGUAUCAGAUAACUUUAGUAAAUGUUAACGGACGAGAAGGUUAUAUUGCGACACCACCUCAGCAACAUGUUAUAACAGUACAACAACAGCCAGCGCCGUAUGUAGUAGAUGCCCCACCAUCGUAUAAUGUUUCGAGUAAUCCGAAUAAUGCACCUGUACAUUAUCCGAAUAACGCACCGCCAAUAUAUUAUAGUGCAACGCCAAAUCAACCAAAAUAUUAAGUUAUUAUAUUGAUCAUUAAAAGAACCCUGCAGAAACUAAAUGGUUAAAGGCCUCCCUUAUUAAAAUUGGCUGAAAAUUU